AUGUUCGCUCUUCUCUCAUUAGCACUCACUGUCUUUGCUGCAGAUCCAGUCCCUGGCUAUACUCCUAGUGCUGAUAAAGCGACAUACACUCCCGCUGCUGAUACUACUGGUGUUGAUGGUGCAAUUGUUAAAAUUAAUGGUAAAUAUACUAUUGACAACCCAAUUUUAGGUGACUUUUUUGUCGACCCCGUUUACGGUCCACUUGUUGUUAAAAUGUCUGCUGUACUUGAUCCAGCUGUGAAAAAUACAUAUUCGACCAUGAUGAUUCAACCAACCAAUUAUAAUGAAGGAUUCUCCCAUGAGGAUUGUGACCUUACCGUUGAAAUUCCAGACACUGAGAAACAAGUUUCAGUCACUUAUGUGAAUGGCGGCAAAGAUGGCUCAAAAUCCUUAACAAGUCCAAUUACCAUCAAAAACGUCAAACGUACAACUGUUCCCACACUUCCAUGUUACAUUGGAUUGCACAAGUAUUCUGUUGGUACUUUCAAUGUGAAGUACAAUCUUGAAUUCAAUGGAAAUGCUGCCACUGAUAACACUGAAGAUGCCUUGAAAAAUUUCCAACGUUUGAUAAUAGGUUAUGACGCAAGUGCCGAUACUCAGACUAUUACUAUUAACUCUAUCAACUUCCAAACUAAAGUUAAUUUCGCUGAUUGGACUUUAUUAAAUGCCGAAAUUCGAACAAGUAUAACAACCCAUGUAACUGUUUUGAUAGCUGAUGCUUUGAAGGCUGAGACUGCUCCUUAUAUGUUGAAGAUCGAAGACACAAAGCUUUUCAUCAAGUCAGGAACUCCAGUCACUCCAACUCCAGAACCAGAACCAGACAAUGCUUUUGGUUACACCAUCUUGGCUUUGAUUGCCUUCUUCUUGGCUUUGUUCUAA
Entamoeba invadens IP1 is the source of this 879-nucleotide messenger RNA. RefSeq lists its product as hypothetical. The coding region runs from base 1 to 879 and encodes 292 amino acids. NCBI's taxonomy places the organism in Eukaryota, Evosea, Mastigamoebida, Endamoebidae. The transcript has a single exon. The record is from RefSeq and is a predicted model, not a curated record.